Phaeoacremonium minimum UCRPA7 is the source of this 1461-nucleotide messenger RNA. Its product is annotated as putative mfs monosaccharide transporter protein. Gene Ontology annotation, molecular function: carbohydrate:proton symporter activity. The record is from RefSeq and is a predicted model, not a curated record. Gene Ontology annotation, cellular component: membrane. The coding region runs from base 1 to 1461 and encodes 486 amino acids. Gene Ontology annotation, biological process: carbohydrate transport; transmembrane transport. Lineage: Eukaryota; Fungi; Ascomycota; Sordariomycetes; Togniniales; Togniniaceae. The transcript is spliced from 12 exons.
AUGGCGGGCUCAGGUGCCUAUACUUUCGGCAUUGCGCUAUUCGCCGCAAUCGGCACGUUUCUCUUUGGCUUUGACACGGGCAUUGCUACCACAACCAUCGCGCAUCAAAGCUGGAUUGAUUACAUGGGAAACCCUUCCAAAGGCCUCACUGGAGCCGUUGUUGCUGUUUAUAUUGCCGGUGAAGCUGUUGGUGCUUUGAUGCAGACAGCCAUCGGUGAUACCCUUGGUCGUAUUCGAUUCAUGCAAUUAAUGUGUAUAAUUGUCACUAUCGGAACGGUCAUCCAGACUGCAUCGCAAAACAUUGGCAUGUUCCUGGCAGGUCGUGUUCUGGCAGGUAUCGCUGUUGGCGAGAUCUCCUCGCCGAAGCACCGUGGCCUGAUCGGUGGAAUAUCUGGAUGCGGUAUCUCCUUUGGAACGAUGAUGAGUAACUGGGUGGGAUUCUCCUGCUCUUACGCACCGUACGGACCAACCCAAUGGCGCCUACCCUUGGGUAUACAGGUGCCGUGGGGUGUGGUCAUGUUCAUUGGUCUUGCGACUUUUAUGCCCAAUUCCCCGCGGCAGCUUAUUCGAGCUGGGAAAUUUGAGCAGGCUCGUACCGAAUUCAUCAAAAUCCGACGUGAUCUUCAAUCUCAUGAGGUCCACGAAGAGUUCGCCCUCAUGAGAGCUCAGAUAGAGUUCGAGAUGGAACGUGAGAUCAAGUCAUACAAGGAGAUAUUCAGGCUGUUCCGACACCGAGCUCUUGUCUCUAUUGCUGUACAGACUAUGACAAGUUUGACAGGAGUCAACGUCAUCCAGUAUUAUCAAACUAUCUUAUACAAGUCGUUGGGGAUCGAGUCCAAGACGAUUCUUGCCUUGGCAGGUGUGUACGGUACCAUGGCUUUCCUGUCCAAUGCCUUAACAACCAAAUUCCUCACUGAUCAAUGGGGUCGGCGAAAGAUGAUUCUGACUGGCCUUGGCGGAAUUAUUCUUAUCGAGAUCUACGCUGCAGUGAUGCAACGUGAGUUUCAAAACACCGAGAACAGAGUUGGAAAGGGCUUUGCUGUGCUCGGCAUCUAUCUCUUCGUUGUCAACUACUAUGGUAUGCUUAAUAGCACAACUUGGCUAUACGGCGCCGAAGUUCUACCAAUGGCUCUACGAAGCAAGAUCAUGGGCAUCGCUUCUGCGUCUCAUUUUAUUGUCAAUGUUGCGAUCACUGAAGCUGGCCCCAGCGCGUUUGCGAACAUUCACGAGAAUUACUACUACGUGUUUGUUGUGUGUACGGCUUUCUUCCUCGUGGUUGCAUACUUCUAUUUCCCCGAGACAAAACAGAAGACUCUGGAAGAGAUCGCAGCAGCAUUUGGCGACAAAGUUGUCCUGCUGACGGACUUGGAUGUUCAGGCAGCGGGUGUAGUAGAUGCCGACAAGGCCAACAUGGAGCUUGUGGAGACUGCAUCACAGCAUAGCCACCGGGAGACUGCUUGA